UCCCUACCGCACUUGGGCCACAACAAACCGAUCCAGCACACACGACAGAAUGUGGUUUACAACUAUCAUCACGAUCUUCCUGGUGACUGUGGCCGGGGCACUUGUAGUUCCCAAUUACCCCUCAAACUCCGACCAUCCGUUUGGAUAUGACGCUGCGUAUUCGACGGAGCCCGUGCGAGUUCGGAAAGAAUGGAGACAGUUGACCAUCCCGCAGAGAAAAGACUACAUCAGGGCGGUCAAGUGUUUGCAUAGCACGCCGGGCACAUACCAGGACCUCGUGCCGAGUAGCUUGACGAUGUAUGAGGAUUUCGCCGCUGAGCAUAAACUCCGGACGCCUUUCGUGCACGUUGAAUCACAAUUCCUCCCUUGGCAUCGCUACUUCGUUUGGGUCUAUGAGAACGCUUUGAGGAAGCAGUGCGGCUAUGAGGGAACCCAACCUUACUGGGACUACUCUCUCGAUUCUCAUCCAGGGGAGCUAAGAGACUCGCCGAUAUUCGACGUCGAGCACGGAUUCGGCGGUGCUGGCGAAUCAGUGGGUCCCUUCCCGGAGAUGCCACCAGGACUGCCGACCGGCUCUGGUGGCGGCUGCCAGAAAGACGGUCCAUUCAAAGAUUGGACCAUCCACAUCGCCGUCAGAAACUUCACCGAGCUGCGAGACGACCGGUGCUUGACGCGGUCCAUCAACGAGAAGGUGGGUAGGAACUGGUGCACACGGGAAGUCGAGGAGGUGGUGAAGCGCCAGCCAGAUUACAUCAGCAUGUACCAGAACUUGCAAGGCGCGCUGGGACCGUACGAUCAGUAUUUUGGACUCCAUCCUUGCGGACACUUCAUCGCUGGUGGUCCCAAGGCAGGCGCAGACAUAUACCUGGGCCCAGUCGACCCUCUGUUCUAUCUCCACCACGCGAACAUCGACCGAAUCUGGUGGGAAUGGCAAGCAAGGAAUAUUGAAGAGCGAACGGCGGAAAUAACAGGUCCGCUAAGGCCGCAACCCUUCCUCUUCCCGGAAGAAGACUACGCCGACUUCCCCGAUGCGAAUAUCACGCUGGAGUGGCCACUUGAGAUGGGCAGGCUCGCGGGACCGGUUAAGACGAGGGAGGUGAUGGAUAUUCGGCAAAACAUCUUCAAUUAUCAGUACACCAACCCACGUGCUCAGUACGAGGAUGGGAAGGAGGUUACGGAUGGGGAGUGUCCUGAAAACGGUACGGAAGAGUUCGAGAGGAAGGUGGCGAAGCUGCAAGAGCGGUGGGAGAGGUUUAAGGGUGGGCCAGCUUGGGGAAGAGCUCGGGGAGGAGCUCCUGCGCCGUAGAAGCAGGAGAGCCGCGGCUAUGUAUCAAGGAGGAUCUUCAUGGAGAAGGACGGGGAUAUUCGGUGUUUCCUUGCUGUUUGUCUUUCUGUGCGGAGGAGUAUUUUUGUUUGGGGGUUUUUGUUUCUGUCUGGUG
Messenger RNA from Tricharina praecox, 1439 nucleotides. RefSeq lists its product as uncharacterized. The transcript has 5 exons. Gene Ontology annotation, molecular function: oxidoreductase activity. Bases 50 to 1306 code for a protein of 418 amino acids. NCBI's taxonomy places the organism in Eukaryota, Fungi, Ascomycota, Pezizomycetes, Pezizales, Pyronemataceae. The record is from RefSeq and is a predicted model, not a curated record.